UUCCGUGGACUCCUCGGCUGCUCCGGAAUUGCAAUCGAAAAUAACUUUUUGAAGAAUGUUUAUUCGCGCGGCAAAGGAUCAGAGACCAUAAAUGAGCUUUGAAAAAAAAAAACAUAUUCAAAAUGUUGAACGUAUUCACACGACAAAAGAUCCUUAAGCAAGCAAAGAGCUUGCGGAGAAUUGCAAGGUUGAUAUCAAGAAGUCCGCUUGGACCUGGGCCAGCUGGUCUCAAUAACUUACAAGAUAGACUCUUUCAAGUCUACCCAGAGGUUGCAGAGGCAAUUGUCAGUAAAAGGCCAGUCGUUGCAUUAGAGUCAACCAUUAUAACACAUGGAAUGCCCUAUCCAGAAAAUCUAAGAGUUGCCAAAGAAGUAGAAAAAAUUGUGAAAAACAAUGGAGCAAUACCAGCCACUGUAGCAAUUAUGUCUGGAAAAAUCCAUGUAGGUUUGUCAGAAGAGAACUUAGAGAGAUUAGCUCAGGAUACUAAUGCUGUAAAGACAUCCAGGAGAGACUUACCCUAUGUUAUCAGCAAGGGUCUAAGUGGAGGAACCACAGUAUCAAGUACUAUGAUUGCUGCAAAUGUCACAGGUAUCCCAGUUUUUGUUACUGGAGGAAUCGGUGGUGUUCAUAGAAGAGCAGAGUCAACAUUUGAUAUCAGUGCAGACCUUACUGAGCUUGGUAAAACCCCAGUGGCAGUUAUUUGUGCUGGAGCUAAAUCUAUUCUGGACAUUGAAUUGACUCUUGAGUAUUUGGAAACGCAAGGUGUUCUUGUGGCAACAUAUGGAGACUCUCUAGACUUCCCAGCCUUUUUCACUUCAAAAAGUGGAUUUAAGUCUGUUUGCAAUAUACAAUCCCCAGAGGAGGCAGCUAAUUUGAUUGAUGCGAAUUUAUCUUUAAAAUCCAACAGUGGGAUAGUUCUAGCUGUCCCAAUCUCAGAAGAUGAGGCUGCAUCUGGGGAAAUUAUAGAGAAAGCUAUCCAGAAGGCUUUAAAAGAAGCCAGGUAAUAAUUAUUACUAAUAAUUAUCACUAAUAAUUUACCAGU
Stylophora pistillata is the source of this 1042-nucleotide messenger RNA. RefSeq lists its product as uncharacterized. Gene Ontology annotation, molecular function: hydrolase activity, acting on glycosyl bonds; kinase activity; pseudouridylate synthase activity. The record is from RefSeq and is a predicted model, not a curated record. Lineage: Eukaryota; Metazoa; Cnidaria; Anthozoa; Scleractinia; Pocilloporidae. Gene Ontology annotation, cellular component: cytoplasm.